This is a messenger RNA of Puccinia graminis f. sp. tritici CRL 75-36-700-3, 429 nucleotides long. RefSeq lists its product as uncharacterized. Bases 1 to 429 code for a protein of 142 amino acids. The record is from RefSeq and is a predicted model, not a curated record. The transcript has a single exon. Lineage: Eukaryota; Fungi; Basidiomycota; Pucciniomycetes; Pucciniales; Pucciniaceae.
AUGAAAGUUGAAGGCUGCGAAAAAAUUUGGUCUUCUUUCUCGCUCAGAAAUUCCGGCGUCCUUGUAUUUUGUGUUAACGAGACGAGACGAGAAAAAGGUUAUUCUCAACGAGAGAUCAUAUCACCUCGGUACGAUUUAGUCCUGAACAGGAGAGACGAUCAAGUUUUGGAAAUAAUCGGUCCAAAGUGGUUGUCGUUUAGAGGAAGAGUAAUGGCCGACGUCGUUGACGAAGCAUGGCAAAUCGAGGUAGAGGAGUUGGAAUUGUCGGACUCACCCCCACGAGGAUUUCACUUUGCCUCAGUUCACGGGCCGAUCAUCAGUGGUUAUGGCUUAGUAGCGGUGAAAGAUCCAUUGGUGAUUGAGUUAAGAGAUAACAAUAGCGAAGUGAGUUCAACAACCUCAAGCUGUGACAUUUCCGAAGCUGAUUAG